AAUGAAAAAGGCAUAAGAGAGCCUACUAUAUAUAAUGCUUCUUAGAAAAUUCCUUUCAAGUCAAGUAGAUAGUUAUCAGAGAACAUGAUGGUAUCCUCCAUUUCCAAUAUUUCCAAUUUCAUAUCCGGUGUUGCUGCAGUAGCGGUAGCAGCAGCAGUAGUAUUAACCCAUUGUGCUUCCCUUGUUGUGGGCUCUGUUGAAUAUUCUCCUAAGCAAGAAGCAAAGGCUUUGCUUGAAUCUGGAUGGUGGAGUCAUGAAUAUCUCAACUCCACUACCACAACUCCUUGCAAGUUGCCUGGUAUUACUUGCAAUCCUGCUGGAAGCAUUACACAUGUUUCUCUACAAGGGUAUCCUCCUCUAUAUGGACGCAAACUUGGGAGAUUUCUUAAUGGCUCUUCGUUUCCGAAUUUAGUCCACUUGGAUCUUGCUAAAGCUAGACUCAUUGGGAGCAUCCCGCCAGAGAUCAGCACUCUUUCGAAGCUCACCCACCUCAACCUCUCUCAUAAUUAUCUUUCAGUGUUCUACAAAUGUGGGUGCAAAAAUAAAAAGAUCAAAUCACUUGACGAGACAACUGCAACAAAGAAUGGAGAUAUAUUUUCAGUAUGGAAUUAUGAUGGGAAUUUAGCAUACAAAGACAUCAUCCAAGCAACGGAGGAUUUCGAUAUAAGGUAUUGCAUUGGCACAGGUGGUUAUGGAAGUGUUUACAGAGCACAGUUGCCUAAUGGCAAAGUGGUUGCUUUGAAAAAACUGCACACUUCAGAGGCCGAAGAGCCUGCUUUGAGAAUGAGUUUCGAGACCGAGGUGAAAACAUUGACAGAAUUGAAGCACCGAAACAUUGUGAGACUAUAUGGAUUUUGUUUGCAUAAAAGGUGUAUGUUUUUAAUUUAUCAAUACAUGGAAAGAGGGAGCUUGUUCUGUGUCCUGAACAAUGAUGUGGAGGCUAUGGAAUUAGAUUGGAAGAAAAGGGUGAACAUUAUCAAAGGCAUAGUGAAUGCAUUGUGUUAUUUGCACAAUGAUUGCACUCCACCAAUUGUACAUCGUGACGUAACCACCAACAAUGUCCUACUCAACUCAGAACUAGAAGCUGUUGUAGCUGAUUUUGGCACUGCAAAACUCCUCGAUCCUAAUUCCACCACUCAAACCACCAUACUGGCCGGUACUUAUGGUUAUAUUGCUCCAGAGCUUGCCUACACCAUAGCUGUAACUGUAAAAUGCGAUGUUUAUAGCUUUGGAGUGGUGACACUUGAAACGCUGAUGGGAAAGCAUCCAAAGGAAAUUUUGUCAUCAUUAUCAUCAUCUUCAACACAAAAUCUAAAGCUAAUUGAAAUAUUAGACCAACGUUUAGCACCCCCGAGAAGUCGGUUGGCUGUACAUAACGUUGCUCUUGUUGCCUCAAUUGCAUUUGCAUGCUUAAAUGCUGACCCAAAGCUUCGACCAACAAUGGAUAGUGUUUCCAAACAAAUUGUUGAGCGCAGGACACCACUAGCAGAUCAUUGUUUCCAUGAAAUUACGAUAGGACACCUCAUGAACCCAUAGAUGGCUAAAAUUUAUUGAGGAGUCAGAAAUCAGUUCAGUUCAGCUUUGUUACUUUGCAUUUUGUGUUGUCCUCCCUGAAAAUUUUCGUUUGUGUUAAAAUGCAUGAAUUUUGACUAUCCUUUAGUUUUCAACAUGUUACUAUUGAAGGGUUUAUGCUAUGCUAUUUGAAAUGGUAAACAUUAUUUAUAUUUGUUAUGUAAACAUUAUUUAUAUUUAUUA
This is a messenger RNA of Ziziphus jujuba (common jujube), 1755 nucleotides long. RefSeq names its product MDIS1-interacting receptor like kinase 2-like. Gene Ontology annotation, molecular function: ATP binding; protein kinase activity. Lineage: Eukaryota; Viridiplantae; Streptophyta; Magnoliopsida; Rosales; Rhamnaceae. The coding region runs from base 85 to 1536 and encodes 483 amino acids. The record is from RefSeq and is a predicted model, not a curated record. The transcript has 3 exons. Gene Ontology annotation, biological process: protein phosphorylation.